Prorocentrum cordatum is the source of this 339-nucleotide messenger RNA. The record is from the annotation of a GenBank genome assembly. NCBI's taxonomy places the organism in Eukaryota, Dinophyceae, Prorocentrales, Prorocentraceae.
AUGAAGCAGUUGUUCGAAGAAAUGUUGGGUGUUCCAGUGCUUCUGGAGGUCGCCAAAGAGUUCGGGCCAGUUGAAGUCUUGCGCGAGGUCCAUGCCAUCUGCGCCAGUGUCUACGCCGCUGCGGUCACGACGGUGCCUUCGACCUUUCCGCCGUUGGGGAUAAUGGUGGACGAAUUAGAUUAUCAUCUAGCGGAUUCGGUGAGCCAAGAAACCAGGUCCAAUCGCUUCAGCGCGGUGCGAGAUGUUCUCGAGGCCGCCCCGAAGGCUCUGCUGGACGAGCUGGAGGCUUCCGAGAGCAGGUGCAGGGACAGAUCGCCCAAGCGCCAGCGCACCGAAUGA